Messenger RNA from Fusarium sp. VM40, 657 nucleotides. The record is from the annotation of a GenBank genome assembly. Lineage: Eukaryota; Fungi; Ascomycota; Sordariomycetes; Hypocreales; Nectriaceae.
AUGGGAAAAGUAGCCAGUCUCACCUCUCGGGCCUCCAAGCUCAGUCUCGCAUCUGACACCUCCAGUCGCACUCUCGGGAGAAGUCGCAGUGAUCCAGGUAACAUUUCACGCUAUCAAAGGCACCCCUAUGCUCGUUUCGACCCCGAUGAGUCCAAACGCGAUCCUAUUGACAAGAGAAGCCCCGAGUACCGCAGGCGCGUCAGAAAGCUUCUCGCCGCCCUUGACUACUCCCACUACAAGCUAAACAUCAAGUACCAAACACUCAAGGCCGAGUUCAUCACCUCGAAGGAAGCGUGUGAGCAAGAGGACUGGAACGUCUUCAUCCUCAACCCCUGCGAGCCACGCAACGAUCUCGAGAACCUAAACAUCACUGGAUUUGCCCCCAUCGAUUUCCACUACUGUGUCAGUCCAAAAAGCGAACUUUCGUCCCGAUAUGAUCUUCAAGUGUUGAAGACUGAGCUGGGCUUGAUUGAGAGCCUAAUCGCAGCUGGACAACGUGAGUAUGCUCGGCUGAGGGGAUCAGAUUCGUUUAUUCGCAUGCGCAAUGACUGGGCCAAGAGCCUCGAUGACCACGUUGAUGAAGAGUCAAUCCAUAGUCAAAGUCUGAGCAAGAGCCAUUGUUCGAGGUGUUACGAAUCCAAUAUAAUCGACGAUUAG